UCUCCCACGUGGUCAUUCAGAUAGCAUGUUUACUUUACAUAAAUAUAUCAUCAUUUAUUUACUAACAUUAAUGAAAUUUCUAAUAUGACAAAUUAAAAAAAAUAUCAAUAACUACGCAUAUCAAUUACAUAAUGCAUUCUUCAGGAAUAUUCACGAUUAUACCAAAGAAAAUGGUGCAGCAUGUGAUAAAGUUUCUUAGCGUUGGCAAAAUACCUACUUACCAGGAUGCUAUAAAUACAUUAAAUAACUUACAAUCCAAUGCAGCUUAUCUACGGACAGCUCCGAAACAUGAUGCACAUAAUAAUUCUCUCAAGGAUACAAUAAAAUAUCUAUUAAGAUCAGGAAUCACUCAAGAACAAUUAAAUAACCUGUCAGUAAUUCAUGUAGCAGGAACCAAAGGAAAAGGAUCAACUUGUGCAUUUGUUGAAGCUAUUCUUAGAGAACAUGGAUACAAGACAGGAUUGUAUACUUCUCCUCAUCUGGUAUCAGUUAGAGAGCGCAUAAAAAUAAAUGGCAAAUUAAUAGACGAAGCUUUUUUUACGACUGAAUUUUGGAAAUUAUAUAAUAAUUUAGCAGAAAAAAAGGAGCACGAGAAUGAUAUGCCACCUUAUUUCAAGUUCUUGACUAUAAUGAUGUUCCAUGUCUUUCUAAAAGCCUCUGUUGAUGUAGCGGUUGUUGAAGUUGGGAUUGGUGGUGAAUUUGAUUGUACUAAUGUCGUUCCUUCACCAAUAUGUGUUGGAAUUACUACGUUAGAUAUGGAUCAUACAUCAUUACUUGGAAAUACAAUGGCAGCUAUAGCUUAUCAGAAGUCAGGAAUUUUUAAAACAAAUGUACCAGCAUUUGUGACUCCACAAUUGCCAGAAGCAAUGGAAGUUCUAGAAAAAAGAGCUGAAGAAAAGAAUUGUCCCUUUCAUAUUGUGGCUGAUAUUUCAAAGUAUUCAUUUAAAAGAAAUCCUCCUCUUCUUGGGAUGGCAGCAGACGUUCAAUAUUACAAUGCUUCAUUAGCUAUUGAACUUGUUACUGAAUGGUUGAAAAGUUCAAUGAAGAAAAAUAAAAGUAAUGUUAAUAACAAUAAUUGUUUGAAAAGUACAGAACUUGAUAUUCAUAAAACAGAAAAAGCUUUAUUAAACUGUAAAUGGCCGGGAAGGACUCAAAUAUUGCGAGGAAAAUGUAUAGAUUUCUAUUUGGAUGGUGCACAUACUGUGGAAAGUAUGAAAACAUGUGUAAAUUGGUUUAAAGGGCAUGUAAAAAAUACUGGUAACAAAAAAAUUUUAAUGUUCAAUAUGACUGGUAAUAGAGAUGCUACUGUUCUCUUGAAACUACUUCAACCUCUUGAAUUUGAUCAAGCUUUUUUUGUACCCAAUGUUGCUGGUAUAAGUAACUGUUUGGAUACAGAAUAUCGGUAUACUAAUGAAUCUGAAAUGAUGAAUCGUUGUAUGCAGAAUUGUCAGUUCUGGGGAGAAAAAGGAGUUUGUUUGCCAUCUGUUAGUGAUGCUUUAAAAAAAAUUAACUGUGAUUAUAACUUACAGGAUUGUAGAACUGAUAAUAAAGUUCAGCUGUUAAUAACUGGUUCUUUACAUUUAGUUGGAGCUAUUUUUACCGUAAUAGAUCCAAAUUUAUCGAUGACUACAAAAUAUUGAAGCUAAAAAUAUUCUAUGAAUUUAUAAAAAUUUUUAUAUAU
Messenger RNA from Chelonus insularis, 1681 nucleotides. RefSeq names its product Folylpolyglutamate synthase 1 (gene Fpgs1). The transcript has 3 exons. Gene Ontology annotation, cellular component: cytoplasm; mitochondrion; cytosol. Gene Ontology annotation, molecular function: tetrahydrofolylpolyglutamate synthase activity; ATP binding. The record is from RefSeq and is a predicted model, not a curated record. Gene Ontology annotation, biological process: tetrahydrofolylpolyglutamate biosynthetic process. Lineage: Eukaryota; Metazoa; Arthropoda; Insecta; Hymenoptera; Braconidae. The coding region runs from base 132 to 1640 and encodes 502 amino acids.